AUGGACGCACUCUUCGAGCAACUCUCUGCCGUCGCGGACAUGGCUCUCCACGGCCGGGGCUUCGACCCGGCGCGGCUUGCCGGCGUCCUCGCGCUCUUCGAGGGCGAGGCGCACGCCUCGUGGGCGGCAGCCGAGACGGAGCACGAGGCGGUGGCCCGGGGCACCGAGGCGGCCGUGGAGACCGCUCAGGGCCACCUGAACGCCGUCAUGGGCGCGGCCGUCGGCAAGUACCGCGGCUCGUCCGGCGAGGCCGACGCGCUGUCCGCGGCCAUGGCGGCCAUGGAUAUGGCCUUCGAGGCGACGUCCGGGACACGCCCCUCGUGA
This is a messenger RNA of Triticum turgidum subsp. durum (durum wheat), 324 nucleotides long. The record is from the annotation of a GenBank genome assembly. Lineage: Eukaryota; Viridiplantae; Streptophyta; Magnoliopsida; Poales; Poaceae.